AUGUCCUUCGAUGACUUUAUACGAAAUUUUGAGAAAUUAGAGAUUUGCAAUCUGGGCCCAGAUGUGAUGGAAGAAAUCUAUGAAAUGACUGGUGUUAAGCCAACAUUAGGAAAUACUUGGGCGACCAAUUCUCAUGAUGGAUCAUGGCGUGCUGGUCAAACAGCUGGCGGUUGUAGAAAUUAUUUGAGAACAUUUGCUAUGAAUCCCCAGUAUCGUAUGAGGCUUUCUGAUUCUGAUCCAAAUGAUAAUGACAACCUAUGCACAGUUGUAAUCGCUGUGAUGCAAAAAUAUCGACGUGAAUUGAAGCAUACGGGAGUUGAAAAUUUGGCUAUAGGUUUUGCCGUUUAUGAAACGAGUGGCACUGCCGGCAAAUUAAGUACUGAAUAUUUUGCUAAUACUAAGUCUUGUGCACGUAGUCCGGCUUUUAUAAAUCUACGAGAGGUUUUCUAUUUCCAAGAUGGUUGGUUAAAGCUUCAGAAACUUUAG
Molecule: messenger RNA, 486 nt
Organism: Meloidogyne enterolobii
Lineage: Eukaryota; Metazoa; Nematoda; Chromadorea; Rhabditida; Meloidogynidae
Source: the annotation of a GenBank genome assembly